Hydractinia symbiolongicarpus is the source of this 1652-nucleotide messenger RNA. Its product is annotated as SWI/SNF-related matrix-associated actin-dependent regulator of chromatin subfamily B member 1-like. The record is from RefSeq and is a predicted model, not a curated record. Gene Ontology annotation, cellular component: nuclear chromosome; nucleus. Lineage: Eukaryota; Metazoa; Cnidaria; Hydrozoa; Anthoathecata; Hydractiniidae. The coding region runs from base 24 to 1142 and encodes 372 amino acids. Gene Ontology annotation, molecular function: transcription coregulator activity. Gene Ontology annotation, biological process: chromatin remodeling; regulation of transcription by RNA polymerase II. The transcript has 5 exons.
UACAUAUAAAUACCUGUGUUAAGAUGCCCUUGCAAACGUACGGAGAGAAGCCAAAGUCUUUUCUGUUAAGUGAUAACAGUGACGAAUUGUACAUGAUUGGCAGCGAAGCAGGUAGUUAUCUACGAAUGAUGCGUGGUUCCAUUUACAAACGGUACCCAUAUUUAUGGAAACGCAUGGCUACGUCAGAGGAACGAAAGAAAAUGACAAAAUAUGCAAUCCAUCAACUACCCGCUCAUGUUAUGAUUGUGAAGGCACAAGAAAUUGAGGAUUUAAUUGAUGGUAAAGAUGCAAAAUUUAAAAGUGAAAAUGCUCUAAGUAAAGAAUCCCCACAGUCUUCAGGAAGUAAAACUCGUCAAAGAGGAAAGCAAGAUGUGUGGCAGCCAAGUAUACCAAAUAGUUCUCAUCACUUGGAUGCUGUACCAGCUGGCACUCCUAUAAGUCGUCAUCGUGUUGGGUCAAAACGUGUUAAAACAUUUCCAACAUGUUACGAUGAUCAUGACAUGGCCGCAAUACAUGAAGCUGCAAAAGAACCAGAAGAAUUAAUCCCAAUAAGGCUUGAUAUCGAGAUAGAUGGUCAAAAACUUCGUGAUACUUUUACUUGGAACAAGAACGAGAAACUUAUAAGCCCCGAAUCAUUUGCAGAAGUUCUUUGCGACGACCUAGAUCUCCCAACACUGACUUUCGUACCAGCUAUUGUACAAGCCAUGCUGCAGCAAAUCAAACAAAACAGUAUAGAGUCGGAAAUAUCUUUAUCAGAGAUGACCGAUCAGAGAAUAAUUAUCAAGCUUAAUUUGCACGUUGGAAAUGUAUCACUGCAAGAUCAAUUUGAAUGGGACAUGUCAGAACCUUUAAACGAUCCGGAGCAGUUUGCUUUAUCUCUUUGUACCGAACUCGGCUUGGGAGGUGAAUUCGUUACUGCCAUCGCAUAUAGUAUACGUGGCCAACUAAACUGGAAUAGAAAAACGUAUGCUUUUAGCGAAAAACAGUUACCCACUCUGGACAUGGCCUUACGUACUGGAAUGGAUAUCGACAAGUGGUGUCCAUACCUCGAAACUUUAACAGAUGCUGAAAUGGAGAAAAAACUUAGAGAUCAAGAUCGUAAUACGAGGAGGAUGCGUCGACUUGCAAAUACGUAUAUCUAGGCGUUGCAGUAUCGCGUGUUAUUUGGAAGAUGUUAACUUAUUUGACGUGUUUGAAGCCUUCUUUUUCGCAAAGACUUUGUGGUGACGUCAUUCAUCCUGCUUCUAUUACAACAGUUUUACUAAACAUAUAAAUUUUGGAUGUACAUUAUUAUUGAACACUUAAAAACAAAGUGUGAUUUAUCGGCUCAAUUAUUAUCACCUGUGAAUUAUUUAAAGAUAACGAAACUAAAUUUUCUUUUAGUAGAAAGCGGAAAUGCAAUGCGCUUUCAAAUACCAAGCAUGUAUUAUUUGCAAUUUUGUUUGUCCUCCUCGAGUAUUAUAAAUUGUUGACAACUUAAAAAAUCGUUUAUUGGAAAAGUUCAUCUUUAUACUAUUUUGCAUAUAGUUCAUUACGUCUAAGAGUUGUUACAGUUGGAGCGCGUAUAUUUACUGAAUUUGAUAACAAAAAAACAUUUCACGAACAUUGUGUAUUUUCGUGUACAUUUAAUGAAUUACAUUUUAAAAACUUUC